AUGAACAGUUUAACAACAUAACAAAUAAUAUCCCAUUGUCCACUUUUGAGUUAUUAAGAUUUAAGCCCUAGACUUAAAGGUCCCUUUUAUUAUUAAAGUCUACAUAUUCAAUCAAAAAAAUUACUUUCACCAUUAGGGAAUUUAAAGAAAAGUAUGAAUCCAAGUUAUGUGAUUCAUCUUAAACCCUUAUUAAUUCCUGAUUUAAUGGGAAAGAGUUAAAUACAAUCAUAGAAAAUAAAAUGCUCUGUAAUUUAAAGGUGUCCUAGAUCUUAAAGUUCAAAUGAAUAGGAAAAUGGGAUUUAUGGAAGUAAAUGGAAAAGGCUGAUUUCUAAAGGAAAGUUUUGUGUGAAACAAAUUCAUCAUUAAAAAAUUAUUUAUAGAUUCAAGAUAUAUGUAAGAGCAGUUUAACUUAUGUUAACUUAUUUUAAAUUUAAAAAAGCUAGAUAAUCAAAUAUGAAAAGUAGUAAAAGAUUAUCCAAGGCAAGAAUCUCUAUAAUUAAUAUAAGAAAAUAAUCUGGACAGUCAACAUUGAUUCCUCUCCUUCAGCAAUAUCAAGCAGAACUUUUAUAAAUGCAAAAUCAUAUAAUGAAUGAAUCUACAUCAGAUGUACUUAGUCCUUAAUCUCUUUAUUAAAAAAGAAAAUAAAAAACUUUUUCUCAAAUAAGUUUUGAUCAUUUUCUUAAACGGCCUAUUUAAUAGUUCAUAAAAAAUAAAAAUCUUUCUUCAUUUUCAGAUCAUAAAUCCACUUAACCUACUAAAAGAACUUGCAAGACUGAAUAGACAUAAAAAAGAUUUGCAAGUAUUAGAUAAUUGCAUCGUAAACUUCAGAUGAGCUAAGCUUAUUCAGCUUAGUAAUGA
Messenger RNA from Paramecium sonneborni, 858 nucleotides. Lineage: Eukaryota; Ciliophora; Oligohymenophorea; Peniculida; Parameciidae. The record is from the annotation of a GenBank genome assembly.